Molecule: messenger RNA, 923 nt
Organism: Cicer arietinum (chickpea)
Lineage: Eukaryota; Viridiplantae; Streptophyta; Magnoliopsida; Fabales; Fabaceae
Product: ADP-ribosylation factor 1-like
Molecular function (GO): GTPase activity; GTP binding
Source: RefSeq, a predicted model, not a curated record
UAUUAUCAGAAUCUUAUUCUAGCUUUCUCUUAUGGAGUAUUGAUGCUUGAUGCAAUUUUUUUAGUCGUAUGUUCAUAUAAUAAUACACAAGCAACUUAUUGAAUUAUAUCCCCCCCUUCUUUCAUAAGAGAUUGGACUCAGAAGAAUUCAAGUUUUAUACUUUUAGGUUGCUUGAACCACAAGCAAAAAUGGGUUUGACAGUGUCAAGGCUAAUGAGACUAUUUUAUGCAAAGAAAGAAAUGAGAAUUUUGAUGGUGGGUCUAGAUGCAGCUGGAAAAACAACAAUACUCUACAAAUUGAAGCUUGGAGAAAUUGUCACUACCAUACCAACCAUAGGCUUCAAUGUAGAGACUGUUGAGUACAAAAAUGUUAGCUUCACUGUUUGGGAUGUUGGAGGACAAGACAAGAUUCGACCAUUAUGGAGACACUAUUUUCAGAAUACACAAGGUCUUAUCUUUGUGGUAGAUAGUAAUGAUAGAGAAAGAAUUUUAGAAGCCAGAGAUGAGCUCCAUAGAAUGCUGAGUGAGGAUGAACUUCGCUACGCCUCAUUACUUGUAUUUGCCAAUAAGCAAGACCUUCCAAAUGCUUUGAGUGUUGCAGAAAUUACAGAUAAACUUGGUCUACAUUCUCUUCGUCAGUGUCGUUGGUACAUACAAUCAACUUGUGCCACGUCAGGCCAAGGACUCUAUGAAGGACUUGAUUGGUUAUCCAGUAAUAUAUCUAUCAAGACAAGAUGAAUCAAGAUCUGAGUUAUUUUCUGAUCUUUAUCAUAUGAAUAUUGAGACUUGGCUGCACAUUCUAUAAUAUAUAUGACAUCUUGUUUGCUUAUAUAUAGGCAUAAACUUGAGUGCUACCUUUUAUUAAUUUGAACUAUAUGAACCAACUAUAAUAUCAAUAUCAAUCACUAUGUGCGCUUUCUAAAA